AUGGAAAGAGUCGCCAGGCUCGUCGCGGUCGGUCUCGCGCUGAUCGCCGCCAGCUCUGCCAGUUCCGUUACGAGGGACGCCGACAAGCCGACUGUUGAUCUGGGGUAUGAGGUUCAUCAGGGCACCGUUAAUAGCACCGGCAAUUACUACAUCUUCAGCAAUGUUCCCUACGCAGAGCAGCCCAUCGACGCCCUGCGCUUCCAGAAGCCGACCGCCCCGACGGGGAACUUCUCAGACGUUAACAAGGGCACCAACGAUGUGAUGUGUAUGCAGGCCUACCCCCUUUGGAUCAUCCAGCUGCUCGCAUCAGACAACAAGACGGCGUACGCUGCCAAGACCGACGAGUUCCUCGACGCAGCGGGACAGACUGAAGCCUGCCUCGUGUUGGAUGUCCGGGUGCCGGUAGACGUAUUCGAGGCCGGAUCCGCCGCAAACGCUCCCGUCAUCGUCUGGAUCCACGGUGGCGGUUUCACGUACGGCUCCAAGUCCUCGGACGGCAACCCAGCGGGCCUCAUCGCGCGCUCCCAGGCCGACGGCGGCGACGGCGUCAUCGUGGUCUCGAUCAACUACCGACUGGGCUUGUUCGGGUGGCUCGCCGGCGACGACGUGACGCCGAACCUGGGCCUUUAUGACCAGCGUCUCGCACUCGAGUGGGUGCAGCAGUACAUUGGCCUGUUCGGCGGCAGCCCCGAGCGCGUCACCGUCAUGGGCGAGUCCGCUGGGGCUUCGAGUGUCGUGCAUCAUAUAACCGCGUAUGGAGGUACUGAGCCGGCGCCGUUCCAGUCAGCGAUUCCGCAGUCGCCCGCGUUUCAGUUCAAUAUCGAUCUCGCUGAGGCUUACCAGAAGACGCUGACGGAGGCGUCGAGUCAGACGGGUGUGACCGUCAACGGGGUCGCAGCGCUGAGUGAGCUUAGUUCGGCUACUUUAUCGUCUGUCAACCAGGCUGUGGUCUAUAACGCAGCCAUGGGUCUGUUCGUAUAUGGCGUCGGGCCGGACGGGACGUAUGUGCCCAAGAUACCGCAGAUACUGCUUUACGAGGGCAAUUUCAACCACGACAUCAACCUCAUGAUAAGCCACACCUCCAACGAAUCCGUGCCCUUCACGCCCACAAACAUCAGCACGUCCGCCGACCUCCUCGCAGAAGUGUACGCCAACUUCCCCGAGGCGUCCAACGACACCAUCACCACGCUCCUGACCGACAUCUACCCGGACGUGCUCGACGGCACGUACCCCUGGACGACGCAGUUCGCGCGCGCCGUGCAGAUCGCGUCCGAGAUCCAGUUCUCGUGCAUCACGGGCUACCUGGCGCGCGCCGCGGCCGGCGCCUCGCACAACUACGUCUUCGCGUACCCGCCGGGCUACCACGCCGCGGACCUGCCGUAUGUCUGGCUCAAUGGCGAGGGAGCGGUCGAUGAUGGGCUGCCCGUGGAUGCGAACCUGGCGCGCGCGCUGCAGUAUUAUAUCGUUGCGUUUGCGCGUAGUGGGGACCCGAAUGCCGGGCUGGGCGGAGAAGCGGUCGAGUUCCCGGUGUAUGGGGAUGGUGGUGCGGUGCUGAAGCUGGCGUAUGGGGGGUUCGUGGUUGGGGUUGAUGAUGUGAAGAACGAGCGGUGUGAUUGGAUCCAGCAGGCGAUGGUUGAUGGGUUGAUAUAG
Molecule: messenger RNA, 1650 nt
Organism: Anthostomella pinea
Lineage: Eukaryota; Fungi; Ascomycota; Sordariomycetes; Xylariales; Xylariaceae
Source: the annotation of a GenBank genome assembly